Cladocopium goreaui is the source of this 1156-nucleotide messenger RNA. NCBI's taxonomy places the organism in Eukaryota, Dinophyceae, Suessiales, Symbiodiniaceae. The record is from the annotation of a GenBank genome assembly.
GUCUCGCCGACUGAAGCCUGAGCACUUUCCAAGGUCACCAGUGAGGCCUGAAGGGGACGUUGGGGCGCGCCUGAACGAGGCCUUUGAGCAGUACUCGCGGUUGAUUGCAGAAGGGCGGGCAGGCCACCGGAGCCAGAUCAUCCGCUACCGAGAGAUCUUGGGCCUUCAGCUUCAGCGUCAUCAACAGCACCGGAACCUAUUGCACCUUCUUCAGCAGAAUUGUUCAGUCUUUACACCUCAGGGUCAAUAUCUCUUGCCACAAAGACAGUUGAACUUUGGUCGCAGCAUCAUCUCGAUUGAUUAUCACAACGUCCUGGACAAACAUAAGAUUUCCAACAAAAAGGUUUUGUAUCCGGUUGACGGUGAUCAUCCGAUUCGACAGGAAAAUCGACUUGCGAUCCAGCGGUUGGAGGACCUUGGCCUGGCAGUGAUUGUCACAAGUUUCAUCCAUACGGAUUGGAGGAAACGAGCAGUUGUGGCAUCUUGCGCUACUUUGCCGAUCGAUAGAAUCAUCAUCACACAGACUGGGGACGGAACAGGUUGGGGUGGCAAGUUGGACGUGCUCCGUAUCCUUUGCCCACCGUCAGAAGAGACAAGCCUAAUCCACGUUGACGACAAGGCGUCCAUUUGGUCUGAGCCUCGAAACGCUCGUGGUCAGUACUUUGGCACUUGUCAUAUCAAAUAUCCCGGAAAGCCGGCGUGCCCUGGUGUGAGAGUUCACAAAAACUUAUCACAGGCAGUUGAUCAGAUCAUCGAGGAGGACCCGGUGAACCAAGUGAUUCCUGGUGGAAAUGGCCCGGAUCCGGGAUCAUCACAUGUCUCAGAAGGUUAUGCAGUAGCUUUGCCAGUGCCUUGUGAGGAGCUGUACGUCCCACCAGGGGAUCUAAUCAUCCCUUUGCAAGCUGCAGCAGAAGUUGGCGGACUUCAGCGAUCCGCUGUUCCGGCUGAACAUCCUGAUGAUUUGCCGUUCAGUGCUGGCAUUCGACCUGGUGAUCCAGAAGAGAAACUCCGUGCUGUGACCACGCCCUGUUUGCCCGAGUCCAACAUGACGGACGAUGAACUUGCAAAAGUUGGUAUUGUCAUGCUCAUUUUGCCAUUCGGCUACUUACAUUUGGCUCAAGCACUGUGGCAAAACAUCGCUGCUGCCGCUGCUUGA